Messenger RNA from Plenodomus lingam JN3, 711 nucleotides. Lineage: Eukaryota; Fungi; Ascomycota; Dothideomycetes; Pleosporales; Leptosphaeriaceae. The record is from RefSeq and is a predicted model, not a curated record.
AUGAAGGUCGCUGCAUUCGUCGCUGCCGUUUCGGCUUUCCUUCCCACCGCACUUGCGUGCCUUGGACAUGAGGGUGGUGUUCCCAAGGCUGUUGGCACAAAGACCAACAGCAAGGUCAUUGAAGUCAAGGCUGGCGAGACCUUUGACGGUCAAUGGUACCGCUAUGACCGCGGUAGUGGUGCUUGCUCCAACCAGGCUGAAGGCGGCUCUGCUGAUGCUGUCUUCCUGCUCCAUGCCGGAGCCACUCUUCGCAACGUGAUCAUCGGAAAGAACCAGGCUGAGGGUGUCCACUGCAAGGGACACUGCACCCUUGAGUUUGUCUGGUGGGAGGACGUCUGCGAGGACGCUCUCAGCAUCAAGGAAGAUGCAGCGGGCAAGGAAUCCUGGGUCAUCGGUGGUGGUGCCUACCACGCCUCUGACAAGGUCAUCCAACACAACGGUUGCGGUACCGUCAACAUCAUCAACUUCUACGUCGAGGACUACGGCAAGCUGUACCGCUCUUGCGGAAACUGCUCCAAGCAAUGCAAGCGUAACGUCUUUAUCGAGGGUGUCACCGCGAAGAACGGUGGUGAGCUCGCCGGUAUCAACAGCAACUACGGCGACACCGCUACUCUCAAGAACGUGUGCUCCGAUGCGAAGACCAAGUGCCAGAUGUACACUGGCUGUGCUGGCGGCUGCGAGCCCAAGAAGAACGGUGUCUGCCCCGGUUAA